CCAGAACAUAGUUUUAGUUCCAAACAGCACAGGAUCUACGUUUCAAGACAGUUCUUCUUCUUGUUCUGUGACAACGAUCCCCUUCAGAGCGGUUCUGCUUUCUACUUCCGAACCUGAUUGAAUGCAAUAAUGCCAGUCAUACGUGAGACCUCGAGAUGAAUGAACUCCGUCUUCUCCGCUAGUAUCUUGUCUCGCGUCCUACAACAGCGGUCCAUCUGUUCUUGUUCCCCAUUCUGACUCUUGUCGUGGACGCGGAUCUUCUGCUUUUCGUUUUUACAAGCGGACAAACUCAAGUUCACCGUUUGUCAGCGUUUCCUACAUGAUGUUUUAAUAGAUAUGUUUUCCGACUAAAACACUGACACUGAUACCGCCUUGCACUUGUUCAGAACAUCUUGUAAGGUUUUUAUCUUGUUGACCUUCAUAAUGUUUUUGUUGUUGACCUUGACAAUUCGUCUAUCCUUAUAGGCGCACUUCUCAUUCUCUUUCUGUCCUUCAUCUGACCAGGAAGCUGCGGACCGAGCCGUUGUAUUUCUUGUGAGAUCGUUUGUUUCCGCUUUCAGGCUCCUGUUCUAGGAUUUUCGUUUCGUAAAAUAAUUUCUAGAUCUAGUUCCACUUUCUUAGAGUUUGUUUGGUAUCAGUUUUCUAAGUACUUGUUUUCAUUUUUUCUACUCUGAAAAAACUAAAAGCAAAGAAUGGGUGAUCGCAGCGAGAGGGAGAGGGACCGAGAAGAGCCCAACUUCUACGUGCGAUACUACGUUGGGCAUAGGGGCAAGUUUGGGCACGAAUUUUUGGAGUUCGAGCUCCGAAGUACAGGAAGGCUACGCUACGCGAACAACAGUAACUACAAGAAUGAUACCAUGAUUCGAAAAGAGGCGUACGUCUCACCUACGGUCAUCCAGACGCUGAAAAAGAUGGUAAAGGAAUCCGAGAUCCUCCAUUGCGAUGACUCAAAAUUUAUGCGCAAUCAAAGAAAGCACCUUGAUCACAUCGGGAUUCCCAUUAAUGCAUUUUGACUACUUCCUUCACUGAUCUUGAAAAUUUAAGUUCUCUACAUUCGAUAUAUUGAUUUUGAUGUGUCCCUGACAACUUCCUUCGACUUGGUUACAUCACCCUUAUUAAGUUCAUCGACCAAGAUCAAAGAAGAAGAACCCUACCCCUACAAUAAAGAUGCACCCCCUUUCAUAUUCCGGCCAGAGCCAGACCGCGUGGGUAGACAGGAGCUGGAGAUUGUCUUUGACCGAGAGCAUAUUUCUUUCACCACGUCGAAGAUCGGAAAGCUAAAGGAGGUCCAGGAGAGCAAGGAUCCGGAAGGCCUGAAAACUUUCUACUACCUGGUACAGGACCUCAAGUGCUUCGUUUUCUCUCUUAUGUCAUUGCACUUUCGAAUCAACCCGGUUGCGAAAGCGUGAUGCGGGGUGAUCCUCGACUUUAUCUGUGUCUGCAGGAAGAGCUGCGCAGCAGUAAUCAGUAGGAAGAUAAAGACGUUGACGAACCUCAACGAUCCUUUGAGUGACAUAGAUAGAUGAGUCUCUAAUUUGCUGUCCAAAAUGUUGCUACUUUUGAUCCAGUCCAUAGUUCAUGUGUAUCUUCAAUAUUAUCAUGUGGACCAUACCCCGCCUCCCCGUUCGUUCCCUAUUUAUCCAUAAUUACUUAUAGAUGAUGCACGACGAGUUUGACUCGAGUGGUCGAGACGCUGGAACACACUGGACGUAGAACACUGUAAUAAAGAUCAUAUUAUUUAACAGCGUUGAAUUAUGGUAGAUGAAGAUGACAACAAAAGAUCUCCACCAACAUCGCAUCAAGAAGUCUUGCACACAAAACGAAGAGCCCAGAAGAUGGCUUACAACUUUGUCAAACCGCCACUCUUAUCGUCGAUACCUCCUGUGUUCAUCUGCGUCUGACCAUGUUGAAGAUAGUGUGAUUACAGGAUAGUCAUCCCAUCGAGUCCAAAGGCCAGCUGAAAGGCUUUGAUGAUGAACAAUGCUGAU
This is a messenger RNA of Amoebophrya sp. A25, 1988 nucleotides long. Lineage: Eukaryota; Dinophyceae; Syndiniales; Amoebophryaceae. The record is from the annotation of a GenBank genome assembly.